Messenger RNA from Pyrus x bretschneideri (Chinese white pear), 2176 nucleotides. RefSeq names its product disease resistance protein RPV1-like. Gene Ontology annotation, biological process: signal transduction. The transcript is spliced from 3 exons. NCBI's taxonomy places the organism in Eukaryota, Viridiplantae, Streptophyta, Magnoliopsida, Rosales, Rosaceae. The record is from RefSeq and is a predicted model, not a curated record. The coding region runs from base 1152 to 2147 and encodes 331 amino acids.
UGCAUUUGGAAGACUGCAUAUUUCUCAUCCGUGAUAGGCCUCCCAAGGUCGUUGUUCAUCUCCUCUAUUACCGAAGGUGUGAUAUUACAUAAAAUAUCUUCGAAAUUAGCAGCACCAUUGGAAGUAAAUAAGGUGGAAAAAUAGGAUACCACCACAUCUUCCAUUUCCUUACGGUCUUCAUGCCAUACCCAACCAUCAUCCAUAAGACUAUGCAGCCAAUUCCUCUUUUGUCUUCUAUUUGAAUUUUGGUGGAAAUAUUUGGUGUUGCAAUUGCCAAGUUUGACCCAAUUUUCUUUUGCUCUGUCUCCAAAAUAGCUCCUCUUGCUCAAGAAAAUUAUUUAGUCUUCCAAUUAGCUCCUUCUUUUGCUCAAUCGAUCUUCGAUAAACGGUUGAUCCAAAAUAGUUGUAAGUUUAUCCUUGACUUCCCUAAUUGCCCACGGCCCAGUCCUGGCAAGUAAUUCGCUUGUAUUAAAACAACUAUAAAUAAUAGUUCAGUAAAGACUAUGAUAAAAACCAAGUUAGGCUAAGCCACACAAUUGAAUGCAUAAUAAUGUGGAUCAAACUCGCUAUCUAUGAAUCGAAUUUCUCUUUAAACCCUUACAACCUCUCUCUACCUUCAAUUUUGCAGAACCUAUCCAUGUAGCACUGCCUCAUGCCCAAUAUCUGCAUUUACAGGCAAGGCAACCCCAAAUUAUUUCAGAAAUCAAACCCACAACAGAACUUCAAAAGGUCCUCCUUGAAAAUUUUGAAUUCUUACAACUUAAUGUCAUUUUGAGAGCUGGAAGAUCUACGGUUCUAUGGGUUUAAAAUUUCUUCGAAUUUUUAGCUCUUUAAAAAUAGAGAUUUCUGCUAUUUUUAAUUUUCCUUCUUUUUUUUUAAAUUUUUCUAUCAAUUGCUUCAAUGAAUUUUUAUUUGAUCUUUUUCCUAAAGUUUCGCAUAUUGUGAAAGACGUCAAGGAAGCGCAUAUUGUGAAAGCCGGCCACAUUAUUAUAAUUUCCUUGACUUCAGGUCAGCGUGGAAUGCAAGGAAGCUGCUUUGCAUAUUGUGAAGUCGAGAAAAGAGGCCUUGUCGUAAGUUCAUAACACACGAGGUGGAUCAGUCUUUGACAUUUAAUCUCUCAGCAUCUCAUCCUUUUUAGUAAUUGAACGAUCAUGGAUUCAACGACCAGUGAAGGAGCCUCUUCCUCUUCCUCUUCGUCUACUUCUUACACCCAUUCAUGGACAUAUGAUGUCUUCCUCAGUUUUAGAGGAGAGGAUACCCGCUACAAUUUUGUAGGUCAUCUGUUCAACAAUUUGGUUCAGAAGGGAAUCAAAACCUUCAUGGACGAUGAGGCGCUUAAAAGAGGAGAGGAAAUAUCGUUGGGGCUUCUCAAAGCAAUUGAGGAUUCGAGGAUUUCUGUUGUUGUCUUCUCUGAAAACUACGCUUCCUCGCAGUGGUGCUUAGAUGAACUCGUUCACAUCUUUCACUGUAAAGAACAACUGCAGCAGAUGGUUUUUCCAGUUUUUUACAAGUUGGAUCCAUCGGAUGUGAGGAACCAAAGAGAGAGUUUCGGUAAGGCACUUGCUGACCAUGAAAGCAAACUCAAAGAUAACAUGGACAAGGUGUUGAGAUGGAGAGAAACUCUUACAAAAGCAGCAAAUUUGUCUGGCUGGUCAUUCCUGGCCGACGGGCAUGAAUAUAAAUUUAUUCAAAAAAUUGUUGAAGAGAUUUCGGUCCAGGUUUUAGAGAGUACCCAUUUGAAUGUGGCAAAGUACCCAGUUGGAAUAGAGUCACGUGUCAAACAAUCCAGUUCGGUUUUUUUGGAUCCUCCUGUCCUCGAUCGCAAGCAAUUAGCCCUCCAACGCCGUCAAGGACAAACCGAAGAUCAAAAGCGCCACCAGCACCAUUUCCUCUCCAGUCUCUCCCCCUCAAACCGUUCCUCUGACGCCGCACCGCCCGCAACCACCGCCAAUUCUGAUCAAGACCGAGAUCGAGAUCGCAGUCCUUCAAUGGCACAAGAUUGCAGGCAGCUGGAAACUCAGAUGAGGAGGAAGGUGUGGUUGCAGAACGGGAAGAAGAAGAAUCUGAUAGUUUUGGGAUUCACCGCUUUGUUUCUCAUCAUCGUACUAUUUAUAGUAGUGGUGAGAAGUAGAUACGCGCCCGCUUAGGCUAUGGAGGUCGCCAAAAAAUAACAAUA